AUAACGAUAAUAUAUAUAUAUUGUGUAUAUUUUGUGUGUAACGUCGCUGGCACAUAGUUUAAUAAAUUUCGUUUUAUUAAGAAAUUUUGAAAGUCUGUUUUACAAAUAAUUUUAAAGUUAAUCAUGGCAGAAACAAAUGUAGAAAUCAAUGCUGGUGAUUGUUCAGUUGAUGAUAAAGUGAUGAUAAAGAAUGAUACGAAGACAGAUGAUGCAAAUAGAAAUGGAAUAAGUAAUAGUGAUAACAUUACAGAUUCAUUCAAAGUUCCAGAACAAAUAGCAAUUUCUUCAUUUGGGUUCAAAAAAUCAUCUCAAGCCAUUAAAUCAAACUCAUGCAAGAUUCUUGAAGAGGAAGCUGAUAAAGUUAAAAAGCCCAAGCCAUUAGAAAAAAAUGGUGAGAGUGAUAAAAAUCUUAGCGACUCUGAAAAUUUUAAGAAGAAAGUUGAAUGUUCCUCCUCAAGACAAGCUAAAUUAACAGUUAACCUGCCAUACAAGGAGCCUAGCUGGGGAGGAUGUGAUGAGAAAUCCAAUCAGUACAAACUUGAAGUUAUAAAGCAGGGAACUGUCAUCGAAAAUAUUUCCCUAACUGACAAAUCACUAAUCGUGUUUGGCCGCCUACCGAGUUGUGAUGUACCUAUGGACCAUCCAUCGAUAUCGAGACAUCAUGCGGUACUUCAAUACAGAGUAAACAGGGAGGACAAAGAUAUUAACGACGACGACGAGAAUGAAAAAAUUAAAGUAAUGAAAAAUGAAGAAGAAAGUGCAAAGAAUGAGGAAUCAAGUGCUGACAAGAACGAGAAGGAAGAUGGUUGGUACAUUUACGAUCUGGACAGCACACAUGGCACCUGGGUCAACAAAUACCGACUUCCCCCUCAUAAAUACAUCCGAAUCAGGGUUGGACAUGUUUUGAAAUUCGGCGGCAGUACCCGUUUGUACAUCGUUCACGGACCCGAUACCGACAAAGAAUCCGAGUCAGAGCUCAAUGUCACCGAACUGCGGAAAUUGAAACGCGAAACCGAAAUGGCAAGAAUGUUGGAAGAGGCAGAUCAAGAAACGAAACGAGUUGAGAAGGAACGUCUGGAACGGUUGCGUGAAGAAAACCGUGGGUGCUCGUGGGGCAUGGAGGAGGAUGAUGAAGUUGUGGAGGACAGCGAAGAUAACGAUCCUAAUGCCGUCAAUCCUUUUGCAGAGCUUACAGACGAAUCUCUCUACAUCGAAAACCCAAAGAAAGCAAUCAAAGGUUUCUACGAGCGCGAAGAUUUAGAGGAACCCGAGUACGAAUUCAUCGAUGAUGAUACUUUAUUCAUCGGUGCAGGAUUCAAGAGGAGAUGCCGUCUAAAACUUCCCAUCGAUGGUCCCAACGGAGAACCCCUAUACGCUGAGGUUGCCGUGUCAGGAAAGAAAAGAGAGGCUGUGAUUGCGUGCGCUCUAGAAGCCUGUAGAAUCCUCGAUAGACACGGCGUUCUCAGACAAUCGCAUCACGAAUCAAGGGCGAAAAAACGGCGAAAGAACUGGGCGGAAGAAGAUUAUUACGACAGCGACGAUGACACGUACCUGGACAGGACAGGCGAUGUUGAGAAGAAGAGGCAGUACAGGAUGCAGAAAGUAGAGAAGGUCAACCUCGGCAGCAAAGUUGAAACUUAUGACUCUCUGAAGGAGAAGUUUGAUAAAGUUUCAGAAGAAAUUAACGAAUUAGAAGAAAAACUUGCAAAGGACGAGGAGUUGAAAUCAAAAUCACUGAAAGAGAAAAAAGAAGACGAUGACGAAGAGGAAGUUGAUGUGUUAGAUGCUUUCAUGAAGUCUAUAAAAUCAGGUGGGUUGGAUGUGAGGACGAAGAUGGAGAUGAAAAGAAAGUUGCUGGAGUUGAAACAUCAGAAGAUGAGACUGCAGUCUCUGGUGGCCCUCAGCAAACCAUGCGACAUUAAAAUUAUUCCUAAUCUGAGGACUUCGACCAAUCUGUUUGGCAAGAAACAAAAUUUUAGUAAGCUGGUGAGGCCGAUGCGUGAAGUUGCUAAUAAUCAGAAAAACAACGAUAAAAAUGAAGAGGAGGAGGAAGAAGAAGAUGAUGAAGGUGUAGAGAGAGAGAAAGCCAAAAAUGUUGUUACGGAAGUUGAUGAUGAUAACAAUGAAGCGAAUAAGAACAAAAUUAAUGAAAUACAUCGGCAAGGUGGCAACGAAAGAGAGAUAAUUUCACAGAAUCCAGCACCAAAUUUAAGUAACAGCAGUGGCGAUAACAGUACGAAAAAUGUCUCAAAAACUAAACGAAAAACAUCAUCGUCGUCGCAGUUGUCAGUUUCUUCAGUGGCCAAAAAAUUGAAAGAAGAGAGUCUGAGUGCACUUCCUGCUGAAGAUGGACUGGACUAUUCGACGUGGAUGCCACCUAGCGAUCAAGCCGGAGACGGCCGGACGAAAUUAAAUGAAAAAUAUGGCUAUUGAAUGAGAGACAUUGAGGGAGACUGAUAAAAAGAGACUUCUUCUGACUAACUAUGUGUGCAUAAUACAGGCACGAAUCUAAGAAUUUGUUAAAUAGACGAUACGAUGUGAAUUUUUCAUAAACAAUGCUUCUAACGAAAGAAGUUCUGGUGUCACGAACGGAUUUAAUACAUUUACAACAUUUAGUUUUUUUUGUUACUUUAUAAUUUUGUUUCAAUUCUUUUAUAUUAAAACAUGUUGACUGUGGAAACUCGUGCUUGUUGUUGUGCAUUUCAUGCACACAUAAACUUGAAAUAUUUUACAUGUAGUAAAUAAAAGCAAUGAUUUGGUAUGAAUAUCAAUCAUAAUGAUA
Molecule: messenger RNA, 2782 nt
Organism: Helobdella robusta
Lineage: Eukaryota; Metazoa; Annelida; Clitellata; Rhynchobdellida; Glossiphoniidae
Exons: 2
Coding region: 124-2433 (769 amino acids)
Molecular function (GO): protein binding; mRNA binding
Source: RefSeq, a predicted model, not a curated record